GGCGAUGGCGGUGGCGGGAGGGGAGGCGGAGGAACCGGGCGGCUCUUUCCGUCGAUACCUGGCGCGGUUGGGCGCCCUGCGGCCUCAACCCGGCGCGGAGAGGCCCGACGAUGACGGCCGCCGCCGCACCGAGCUCCACCUGCUCUUCGACCAGCUCAUCUCCGAGAGCUGCGGGCCGGCGCCGGCGGUCGGGCCCAGCCCGCAGGAUGUUUGUGCUGUGCUUGUCCAAGCCUGUCAGCUGGUUCACCUUGAUCAGGAACAUCUUGUCAGCAAAGUUUGUCAGCUUAUCCACCACUUACUUAACAGAUUUCAGGUUAUGGUUGAUGAACAGAACCUGAAUUUUCUUCUCUCCUACUGCAUCUCUGCACUUAAGCAGUGCAGCUCAUGGACACAUGUUGAAAUUCUGCAAGCCUUAGCAGCUCUUGUUUACAAUAAUGGACCUAAAUGUCAGAAGUAUCUCCCGGAUUUGCUGGGUGAGGCUGGGCUCCUGCUGCAGUUCAGUGACUCUGCUCAGCCCGACGUGGAGCUCAGGAGGGCGGCAGUACGUGCCAUGGCAAACCUCUGUCUGGGUGUGCCUGGACAGCCAUACUUGGAUGAGUUGUACAGAAACAUCUGUUUUCAAACUUUUCUAAGUGUUCUACAGUCUUCAAAAUCCUCUGAUGUAGAUGACAUCACUUUUUGCAUGUUACUGCAAAAUGCACUGAAAGGUAUCCAGUCCCUUCUCAAUGGUGGGAAGAUGAAACUAAUGCAAACUGACCAAAUUGGAUCUCUUCUUGCAGUAUUAAAGAAAUGUAUGUUUCAUGGACUGCCAGGACUGAGCAUAGAAAUGCCCGCAGCCUUGUACCCGGCUCCGUUACCUCAGUACGAUAAAAGGUCUCCUGUCAAACAGGAGCAACCAGAACCAGCCACCUUCAAGCAGACAGGGAACCGAAGAAAGAAGUCCAAAGGGAAACAAAAGAAGGGAGAGUUUGGGGAAGAAGGAAGAGAACAUUUGGGUGAUGCAGGAGACGGAUCUGUCCUUGGUGCAGACAUGCUGAAAUUAGGGCUGGGGGAUGUGCAGAGCAGUCCCUGUGCGGAUCCUCGGCCUCGUGCACCGGACGUUGCACGUGUGUGUGCUGGGAAGGAGCACUUCUCUUCCCAGGGCCCUGCUUGGAAACGCAUCAGCAGCAGCGAGUCGGAGUAUUCGGAUGCUGAAGGGGGAAUACAGAGUAAAACGAGAUCUUAUCAAGCCAAUGUUCGUCAAGGGGCUUUAGCCUGUUUCCUCUCUGCUAUAAAAUCAAUGGAAAAGAGAGUUCUUUAUGGCUACUGGUCAGCAUUUGUUCCUGAUGCACCCGGCAUUGGCAGCCCCCAGUCAGUGUCCUUGAUGACUAUUGCUUUAAAGGACCCUUCUCCAAAGACCCGUGCCUGUGCUCUUCAAGUUCUCUCAGCCAUCCUGGAAGGUUCGAAGCAGUUUCUUUCUGUGGCUGAAGAUGCCAAUGAUCACAAGAGAGCUUUUACUCCCUUCUCAGUAACUAUUGCUUCCAGCAUCCGGGAGCUGCACCGCUGCCUGCUGCUCGCCCUGGUGGCAGAGUCCUCUUCUCAAACACUGACACAAAUAGUCAAGUGCCUUGCCAAUUUGGUGUCAAAUGCACCGUACGGCCGCCUAAAACCGGGGCUGCUGACGAGGGUUUGGAACCAGAUAAAGCCAUACAUUUCUCAUAAAGAUGUUAACGUUCGAGUUUCUAGCCUCACGUUGUUGGGGGCCAUAGUGUCUGUCCAAGCACCUUUACCCGAGGUGCAGUUACUUUUGCAGCAGCCCAGUUCUUCAGGGCUAAACAGCAGCGGUAGUGCCACCCCUCACCGUCUGAAUUCAGAGCACUGGAGGAAAGCUCUGCCCUCAGAAGGGGAAGCUCCAGAUCACCCAGCGGGAUGUACACCUUCAGAACCGUGCUGGCUGCUCCGUCUCUGCGUUUCCAUCAUCGUCCUGCCCAGAGAGGAUUCCUGUUCCGACAGCGACGCCAACUUCCCCGCGUUUUCCAGCGUUUAUGAACCGUGUCCCCUUCGACUGGAAUCCUUGCAGGUGUUGGCUCUUCUUGUAAAAGGUUAUUUCUCUAUGGCUCAGAGCUACUUCCUAGAACUUGGAGAAGUGGCUUGCAGAUGCAUGGAAGAAAUGGACCCAUCCAUCCAGCUUCAUGGAGCCAAACUUCUGGAGGAGCUGGGCACAGGGGUUCUGCAGCAGUACAAACCCGAGUCAGCCGUGGCCCCUGACCAGAGAGUACCUGUCAGUGUGGUGGUAACUUUCUGGACUGUGAUGUUGAAUGGCCCUUUACCUGGCAUCCUUCAGAACUGCCCACACGCCACUCUUCAGACCAGCGCCUGCGACGCCCUGUCCUCUAUCUUGCCAGAAGCUUUCAGCAGCCUGCAGAAUGACCAGCAGAUCCUGUGUGUCACUCUGCUGCUUGGCCUGAACCACAGUGAGAACCCGCUGGUGAAAGCUGCUGCCGCGCGGGCGCUUGGAGUCUACAUCCUCUUCUCGUGCCUUCGGCAGGAUGUGAUGUUUGUGGCAGACACAGCAAAUGCCAUUCUCAGUUCCCUCCACGACAAGUCCCCGAACGUCCGUGCCAAAGCAGCCUGGUCCCUGGGCAACCUCACCGACACCCUCAUCAUCAACAUGGAAACCAUGGGACAGAGUUUUCAAGAGGAAUUUUCUGAUCUCCUGCUCUUGAAAAUGUUACGAUCUGCCACUGAAGCAUCCAAGGACAGAGACAAGGUAAAGAGUAAUGCAGUCCGGGCCCUUGGGAACGUGCUUCAUUUCCUUCAGCCCUGCCACAUAGCAAACCCCAGGUUCAGGGAAGCCAUCGAGGAGUCUCUUCAGGCCCUUAUUUCCACUGUUGGGAGCGAGGCCACCAUGAAGGUGCGCUGGAACGCCUGCUACGCCCUGGGGAACGUCUUCAAGAACCCUGCCUUGCCACUGGGAGAGGCUCCUUGGACCACACAAGCCUAUAGUGCCCUUUCCUCAGUAGUGAAGUCCUGCAAGAAUUUUAAAGUGCGAAUCAAAUCGGCGAUGGCUCUGUCCAUCCCGAGCAAGAGGGAAUGCUACGGCUCCACCCAGCAGUUCGGCCAGAUCUGGAGUGCCUUGGUGGUGGCUUUGCAGAAGAGUGAGGACACCGAGGACUUUCUGGAGUUCAAGUACAGUGCCAGCCUCCGGACACAGAUCUGCCAGGCUCUGCUUCAUCUCCUAAAGCUGGCCAAGGGCACGGACCUGCCGGUCGUUUGGCAAACCGUGACGGAAAAGGGGGACACCAUCAAAUCCUACCUCUUGCAAUAUCUGAAGUCUGGAGUUGAGGAAAACGAAACGGGAACCCCCACGGACUCGUGUGACAGGGAGAGAGCACUGAAAGGAGCUCUGGAACAUCUCAGUGGGGUGGAGAAAGAGCUGGGGGGCAAAGCUCGGGUGAGAGUGUCCGGUUUUCUGGGAGAUGUCUUGACAAACCACACCAAUGCCACCGAAUUAACAGAGGCUUAGACAAAACACACCAGUUUCUUUGACCAAUAACUGACCCUUCUGGCUGGGCCCAGAGAAGGAACACCUCGCUGUCGUUUACAUGGUCACGCAGAAGAGAAGUUACCUGUUGCUGUUAUUAAAAAAAUUAUUUCAAAGUUCUUAAAAUCUUUCAUAAUGCCUGGUGGAAAGGUCUGUAGAACUUCAUUUUUAUUGUUGGUUUUCUUUGUACAUUUCACUGUUACAGUGCCACGCUUGGGAAACAAAUGCCUUUUCCUGUUUCGUAUGUUUUACAAAACCAGCCUCUUCUCUGAGUUUAUCUGCAAGCAUUUUGUUACAGUUGCUGCUGGAUUCAAAAUCCUGUUUGUAAAGGAGGGAUCUGGAAGAAUUUUGUUUUUCUGAGCCCUACAAAUGUUAUCACUCUUGUGUUCCUGCAAUAAACCCAAAUCUGCCAAUAUUUGAAUAAUA
Molecule: messenger RNA, 3949 nt
Organism: Calidris pugnax (ruff)
Lineage: Eukaryota; Metazoa; Chordata; Aves; Charadriiformes; Scolopacidae
Gene: HEATR6
Product: HEAT repeat containing 6
Exons: 20
Coding region: 5-3505 (1166 amino acids)
Source: RefSeq, a predicted model, not a curated record